ACGCCCCUCUCAGACUAAAAAAGAAAUCCCUUGCCGUUAACAAAGCUCAAAACUUUACAUAGCGAUUCGACGUCGUUUCGAACCUGCCACCGCAUUUUGAAAGUUAAAACCCCACCAACCACCGACCACCGCCUUCAGAUACGACGGUGAAUCUCUCUCCCCUCUCUUUCUCCUUCUCCUCGUCUCUUUCUAUAUGUUCACAACACUUGUGUCAUAUAGGCAAAUCGCUUCUCAAAAUUCCUGCAUUUGCGACGCCAUGUUCCCUUUGAAUCGCAGAGACCCACCCGCCAAACCUAACUCCAAAAAAACCUAAUUUUUGUACUCGUUAUAGCUGCCCAAUUGUUGUUUGCAAUCUGGGUCGAACCCGUUUCGAUUUUUCUUGACUUGGAUCUUAUGGUGGAGAAGCAUGGAAGAAAUUGAAGGGGUGGAUUGUUGCAGUAAAAGUGAAAGCAGGAGCUCUAGUGGGACUCGACCUCCCAAUCCCAACCCACCUUCACAUCGCCAAUGCAAACUUGUUCGCCACGCUUCUCUCAUAAAAACAAAUUUGUGCGAUGCAUCUGAGCCAGGGGAUGUUACUGAAGAUUGCCAGACUGAUUUCUUUCCAACGCUUCGUUCUGGAGCUUGCGCUGAUAUUGGAUUUCGGUCAAGUAUGGAGGAUGUAUAUGUUUGUGUUGACAAUUUUAUGCACGAUUAUGGACUCAAGAGUUGUAUAGAUGGACCCAGUGCUUUCUAUGGGGUGUUUGAUGGACAUGGCGGAAAGCAUGCUGCGGACUUUGCCUGCCAGCAUCUGCCAAAGUUUAUUCUCAAUGAUGAAGAUUUCCCUGGAGACAUUGAAAGGAUAGUUGCUUCGGCAUUUCUGCAAACAGACAAUGCCUUUGCAGAAGCUUGCUCACUGGAUGCUGCACUUGCAUCAGGCACCACUGCAUUAGCUACUCUUGUUAUAGGAAGGUUGCUGGUGGUGGCGAAUGCCGGAGAUUGUCGAGCUGUGCUGUGCCGUCGUGGAAAAGCGAUUGAGAUGUCAAGAGAUCAUAAACCGAGUUGCAACAAAGAGAGGAAGCGGAUCGAGGCUUCUGGGGGGUAUGUGUACGAUGGAUAUCUUAACGGGCAACUGAAUGUUGCUCGAGCACUUGGUGACUGGCACAUGGAAGGAAUGAAGAGCAAAGAUGGUGGACCACUGAGUUCAGAACCCGAACUCAUGACUACAAAACUGACGAGCGAGGACGAAUUUCUGAUCAUAGGUUGUGAUGGUAUUUGGGAUGUAUUCCGGAGCCAAAAUGCAGUGGAUUUCGCCCGGCGCAGGCUCCAGGAGCAUAAUGACCCAACCAUGUGCAGUAAGGAUCUGGUUGAUGAGGCUUUAAAGAGAAAGAGUGGAGACAAUUUGUCUGCGGUUGUGAUUUGCUUCCAGCAGCAACCUCCUCCCAACUUGGUGGCCCCUCGCUCCAGAGUGCACCGGAGCUUCUCUGCUGAAGGUUUGAAGGAGUUGCAGAGUUUCCUUGACAGCUUGGGUAAUUGAGUUCCUUCAAUUUUCUUCUUUUGAGGAUUAAGAUUCAUUUGUAAUUGUAGGUGUAGUAGGCCUGAGAGAUAACUUUGACUGUAACAUAUGCGGCAUCUAGUCGACAUUUAAUUUAGUCCUUCCAUAUUUAGAAUCAUUGCCUCAUUCUUCUUACAUUUCUGCAUAAUCAAUACAUAUGGUUAUGUGAUGCAUUUCAACUA
This is a messenger RNA of Vigna unguiculata (cowpea), 1713 nucleotides long. It is a transcript of the gene DBP1, whose product is annotated as DNA-binding protein phosphatase 1. The record is from RefSeq and is a predicted model, not a curated record. Gene Ontology annotation, biological process: protein dephosphorylation. Lineage: Eukaryota; Viridiplantae; Streptophyta; Magnoliopsida; Fabales; Fabaceae. Gene Ontology annotation, molecular function: cation binding; protein serine/threonine phosphatase activity.